AUGUUUCACACAUUCGAAGGGUUUGAGAACCCAACAACAACUCCGGCCCGUAACAGGGCUACCAGUGAAAGGCGCGAAUCCAUCAGUCGCCGUGUGACGACUCUCCGCGCUUGCACAUCUUGUCGCCAUCGUAAAAUCAAAUGUGAUGGCGAAAAACCGUGCGAGGCGUGUCGAUGGUAUAAAAAGUCAGACCAGUGUCACUAUUCUGAUCCGCGGCCCUCGCGAAGGCAUGUGGAGAAGUUGUCUACCACCUUAGAAGAGUACAGGAGUAUCUUGGGGAAAUUGUUUCCUAAUAUCUCACCGGAAUCUCUCACAAAUCUCUCGCGUGAAAAACUGCUCGAGCUUACAACUGCCUCCUCGGGAUCCCAUAUUCAGACUGUUCCGCAUCAUGCCGAAUCACCAGCUACUUCGGCGUCAAUGGAUGCUCAUGUCUCCCCUUUAUCAAAUGAUGACGACAAUCUCGAGUCUCUGCAGAGUAUGCCUGAGGAACUACCUAACAGCCGCAACACCAGCUCGACAGACCUAGUAGAAGGCGUGUCAGACGAUGUUAAUGCGCUGUCACUCUCUACCCGACAACCUUCAUCUUACCUGGGUGUCUCAUCCAUCCAGGCAGUCAUUAAAGUCAUUGUCUGGCUGGACCCGGGCUGUGCUUCAUAUUUCUCUCGAACUCCAGCCACAGACCAAGAUAACCCGACAGGAUGGCCGCAUUGCGCGCCUAUCACACCCCCACAGCCGUGCAUUCCGCCGUCAGAGAUGCAGAUGCUCGACGCUUAUUUCCUUUACUUCCAAUCAUUUGCGCCGAUGAUUGAUGAGCGAUCUUUUCGAGAAACUUACUGUGCCGGCCGCCGCAGAGAUGAUCCUUGGCUUGCGCUGCUAAAUAUUGUUCUCGCUUUGGGUAGCAUUGCCGCUACAGGCCCUGAUGAUACGACGCAUCAGACAUACUUCUUGCGUUGCAAAAAUCACUUGAGCAUAAGUUCGCUAGGGAGCUCCCACAUCGAGAUUAUCCAGGCAUUGGGCCUGAUGGGUGGCUGGUACUGUCACUAUAUCAGCCAACCGAACCUGGCAUAUUCUUUGAUGGGUACCGCGCUACGAAUGGCCGCUGCCUUGGGUCUGCACAAAGAGUUUGCAGAGACCCGACAGCUUCCUAGUCCUGCCAAACUCGCCUCGAUGGACCUGAAACGGCGUGUCUGGUGGUCUCUGUACUGCAUGGACACUUGGACAGGGAUGACACUAGGUCGGCCCAGUAUGGGACGCAUAGGCUCAACCAUCACUGUCAAGCCUCCUCUGUGCCGAGAUAAGGAAAAUGUCCUCGAAAUCCUCCCUCUAGUUGAAAACAUUCGUUUCGCCAAGAUCUCAACCCAAGUCCAAGAAUCUCUCGCGGCAGCACCGCUAGUCAAGCAUCAAGAAAUGUCGCACGCUGACACCCAGCUCCUCGAAUGGUGGGACAACCUUCCAUCUGUUUUGAAAGAUCACGAACCAUGCUCAGAGUCAAUAAAUACCGUCCGAACAGUUAUGCGCUGGCGCUACUACAACCAACGAAUACUUCUAUAUCGACCCACAUUACUCAACUACGCCAUGCGUCGUGUACCUUAUAUCGCACUGCGCUCAGAAGAGCGCACGGCUAUUGAAAAAUGCCGCGAGGUCGCUGAGCUGGCUAUCCAGAAUAUCGCUGCUACGGCUCAGCUCAACCAACUGUGUGGCUGGAAUGCUGUCUGGUGGACAUUUCAGGCUUCUAUGGUUCCCCUGGUGGGGCUGUUUCUGAACGAUCCAACUGUCGAUGACCCCCGUGCUUCGGUUGAGUCCUGCCAGGCGCAAGUUGAGAUGGCUAUGAUGACACUGGCUCGUAUGCAAUCUUUUGGGCAUACGGCGAAACGCUCAUUGGAUGCUGUUACGCGCAUCUAUGAAGCUAGCAAGCGUGGACAGGACCUUGCCGACACAGAUUCUGCAGCUGGGAUCCUGGGUACAUCGUAUCCCGCUGGUCGGGAUAUGUCGCUCUUCUUCUCAUCGCCUCCUGAGCCUGGUCAUGGCAAUAUGAAUGCCACGAUAGCGGACAAUGGGUUCCUUGACCCUCUCGCUACUCAAUUUAUGGAUGAUUCUGGUGGCCAGUAUCUUUGGGAAUAUCUGAGCUGGAGUGAUAACAAUCUUUGGCCGGGAAUUGUUAAAGAUCUUGAUGGGCGGAACGACGCAAUGGCUUUGUUAACUCCCGAUCAUGAAAAAGGCCCCAAAUUUGGAGAACAACAGCCGUAUUUUGACCCCAUGCCGGAAUCUGGGUACUUCGUCAAUGGUGGAAUUUACUAUUAA
Messenger RNA from Penicillium soppii, 2301 nucleotides. RefSeq lists its product as uncharacterized. Gene Ontology annotation, cellular component: nucleus. The record is from RefSeq and is a predicted model, not a curated record. Lineage: Eukaryota; Fungi; Ascomycota; Eurotiomycetes; Eurotiales; Aspergillaceae. Gene Ontology annotation, biological process: DNA-templated transcription; positive regulation of transcription from RNA polymerase II promoter by galactose. Bases 1 to 2301 code for a protein of 766 amino acids. Gene Ontology annotation, molecular function: RNA polymerase II cis-regulatory region sequence-specific DNA binding; DNA-binding transcription factor activity, RNA polymerase II-specific; zinc ion binding. The transcript is spliced from 3 exons.